AUGGGGGACGCAUGGGGGAGAGGGGUCACAGUCAAAAGACUUCCAUCUGAAGACGCUGCCUCAUCACCUCCUGUUCCUCCAAUAAAGCCCUCCCCGCCGUCCUGCCUCUAUCUGGAUGAUUCAGCCUCCUCUCUGAUCUACCCCCGCCCCUCUGAAUGCCCCCCAAAGCCCACAGGUCUCGCCGAGAGUGGACCCCAGACCAGAUACCCGGAGAGGAGACAGGAUGAAAAAAGCCUCCCCUUUGAAGUCUGUGAAAAAGUCGAUGGCCUCUUUCAUGACCGCCGUCUUUCAAGUGCACACUGUGAAGGGGGCCCCGGCUCCCGCUCCUCUCCCAACGCUAAAGACAGACGAGGCAGAAGAAAGAACCAGGAGGACCAGCCACUCUUUGGCAGCUCCGGCGGGGGGCAAAGUCAAGGCUUUUUUGCCCAAUCUGCCCAGAAAAAGCGAAGCUAA
This is a messenger RNA of Knipowitschia caucasica, 453 nucleotides long. Lineage: Eukaryota; Metazoa; Chordata; Actinopteri; Gobiiformes; Gobiidae. The record is from the annotation of a GenBank genome assembly.